Aspergillus alliaceus is the source of this 1109-nucleotide messenger RNA. Its product is annotated as glycoside hydrolase family 28 protein. The record is from RefSeq and is a predicted model, not a curated record. NCBI's taxonomy places the organism in Eukaryota, Fungi, Ascomycota, Eurotiomycetes, Eurotiales, Aspergillaceae. The transcript has 2 exons. Gene Ontology annotation, cellular component: extracellular region. Gene Ontology annotation, molecular function: polygalacturonase activity. Bases 15 to 1109 code for a protein of 364 amino acids. Gene Ontology annotation, biological process: pectin catabolic process.
UAUACACUCUCGCUAUGUAUUUUUUCCAACCCUCCCUCAUGGCCGCGACCAUGGGCGCUGCGCUAGUCGCUGCUGCUCCCACGGCCAAUCUCGAGGCUCGUGCCUCUUGCACCUUCACCUCUGCCGCUGCCGCCAUCUCCGGCAAGGACUCUUGCUCUACCAUCACCCUGAGCAAUGUCGCAGUUCCUGCCGGUGAGACUCUAGACCUGACUGGCCUCAAGGCCGGUACUACAGUCAUCUUCGACGGCACCACCACCUUCGGCUACAAGGAAUGGAAGGGUCCCCUGAUCUCCAUAUCUGGCACCAGCAUCACGGUUAGGCAAAACUCUGGCGCCAAGAUUGACUGUGGUGGUUCUCGUUGGUGGGACGGCAAAGGAGGCAAUGGCGGCAAGACCAAGCCCAAGUUCUUCGCUGCCCACAAGCUACAGCAGUCCUCUAUCACCGGCCUCAAGGUCUACAAUACCCCCGCCCAGGGCUUCAGUAUCCAGGCCGACCACCUCACCAUCACCGGCGUGCUGAUCGACAACUCGGCUGGCACCAGGCUGGGCCACAAUACCGAUGCCUUCGACAUCAGUUCCAGCACCUACAUCACCAUUGACGGUGCCACCGUGUACAACCAGGAUGACUGUUUGGCCAUAAACUCCGGCGAGCACAUUAACUUCAUGAACGGCUACUGUAACGGCGGUCACGGCCUCUCUAUUGGCUCCGUCGGCGGCCGUAGCAAAAACACCGUCAACGACGUCACCAUCUCCAACUCCCAGGUCAUCAACUCGCAGAACGGGGCUCGCAUUAAGACCGUGUAUGGCGCCACUGGCUCUGUUAGCGGAGUUAAGUUUAAGGAUAUCACCCUUAAAGGCAUCACUAAGUAUGGCAUCAUCGUCCAGCAGGACUACAAGAACGGCCACCCCACUGGCAAUCCCACCAACGGCGUUAAGGUUAACGAUAUCACCUUUGAGAAGGUCACUGGUACCGUUACCGGCUCUGCUACUGAUAUUAACAUUCUCUGUGGAUCUGGCAGCUGCAGCAACUGGACCUGGACUGGCAACAGCAUCACCGGUGGUAAGAAGAGUUCCAAGUGUAAGAAUGUCCCUGCUGGCGCUGCUUGCUAG